AUGGCCUCCCAUCCCCAGGACAAAACCCACUCCCUCUCCCUCCGCGACCCCGAGGCUUUCUGGAGUCACCACGCCCAAGCCCUCCAUUGGCACAAACCCCCCUCUAAAAGCCUGCAUCGCUCGACAAAACACCUCGCCAACGGCGUCAGCCAUGAGCACUGGUCCUGGUUCCCCGACGGAGAGAUCUCGACGACAUACAACUGCGUGGACAGGCACGUUCUCGCUGGCAAUGGCGAUAAUGUCGCGAUCAUCUGGGAAUCGCCCGUCACGGGAUCGAAGCAGAAGAUCACGUACAGCCAGCUCUUGGAGGAGGUGGAGGUGCUGGCGGGGGCAUUGAGAGAAGAGGGAGUGAGGAAGGGGGAUGUUGUUCUGAUAUACAGCGAAGCUGAUUGCAAGAAUCCAGUGCCCAUGGUCCCUGCAGCGUUGUACGCCGCCCUUGCCGUCGCAAGACUGGGCGCAGUCCACGCUGCUGUAUUUGGUGGCUUUGCCGCCGCUUCUCUCGCGCAGCGCAUUGAGGCUGCACGACCCCGCGCCAUCAUGACCGCGUCAUGCGGCGUUGAAGGGAGUAAAGGCGUAAUCGACUAUAAACCGCUGGUCGAAGGCGCCAUUGCGAAGAGCUCCUUCAAGCCGAGUAAGGUGAUAGUCUGGCAACGGGACCAGCUGCGAUGGGCGCCGAUGCAGAAGCUGGAGGGCCAGCGGAACUGGCAGAGGAUCGUCAAGAGUGCUUGGAGUAGGGGGAUUAGAGCGAAGCCAGUGCCGGUGAAGAGUAAUGACAGUUUAUAUGUCAUCUAUACGAGUGGGACAACUGGCCUGCCAAAAGGUGUUGUUCGAGAAGCUGGUGGACAUGCGGUUGGCCUUAACCUAUCGAUCAAAUACCUGUUCGAUAUCAAAGGUCCAGGAGACGUUAUCUUCUGCGCUUCGGACGUCGGAUGGGUUGUUGGCCAUUCAUAUAUCCUCUACGGGCCCCUUCUAGCGGGAGCAACAACAAUCCUUUACGAAGGGAAACCUAUCGGCACCCCGGAUGCCGGUAUUUUCUGGAGGUUGGUCGAAGAGCAUAAAGUCAAUGUCCUCUUCACCGCACCCACCGCCCUACGCGCAAUCCGCAAAGAUGACCCUGAUUCCCGGUUGCUCGAGCAAGUCGGCGCGCGCCAAGGUCUAAGGCACUUGAGAGCUAUUUUCCUCGCCGGCGAGAGAAGUGAACCCAGCAUCGUCCGUGCCUAUCAAGAUUUGCUAGAUAAGCACGGUGCUCCUGGCUCGAUGGUGGUUGAUAACUGGUGGACAUCGGAAUCCGGCUCGCCAAUGUCAGGCCUGUCGCUGAGGAGCGCAAUUGGCCUGGACCAUGACAGCAGAGAUGCACACCGGCCGUUCCCGGUCAAGCCUGGAUCGGCUGGUAAAGCCAUGCCGGGUUUCGACGUGCGCGUUGUUGACGACGACGGAAAGGAAGUGCCAAAGGGCACGAUGGGGAAUAUUGUACUUGGUCUGCCCCUUGCGCCGACGGCGUUUACCACCUUGUAUCAGGAUGACGAACGCUUUUACAAAGGAUACUUGAAGCGAUUUGGAGGGAAAUGGAUGGACACCGGAGAUGCAGGAAUGAUUGACGAGUCCGGUUACAUCCAUGUCAUGUCGCGAUCCGACGACAUUAUCAACGUCGCCGCCCACCGCUUCAGCACAGGCGCCAUCGAACAAUCCAUCCUCUCCCACCCCUCCAUCGCCGAAGCCUGUGUCGUCGGCAUCCCCGACUCCCUCAAAGGCCACAUGCCAUUCGCCUUUGUCCACCUGCGCACCCCGCCGUCGCCAUCCACCCCCCUGCCCGCGACCCCGUCUCCCGAAUUCUUCGCCUCCGUAAACGCCCUUGUGCGCGAGCAGAUCGGCGCCAUCGCGUCUCUGGGCGGCAUCAUCCAGGGCCAGGGGAUGAUUCCCAAGACGCGGAGCGGCAAGACGCUGCGUCGGGUGCUGAGGGAGUUGGUGGAGAACGCGGUGGUGGGCCGGUUUGAUGCAAAGGUGAAUGUGCCUCCGACAGUGGAGGAUGGGGAGAUUGUGGAGGUUGCGAGGGAGAGGGUUCGGAAGUAUUUUGGGGAGAGGGAGAGGAGGCAGGGGAGGAGUAAGCUGUGA
Uncinocarpus reesii 1704 is the source of this 2112-nucleotide messenger RNA. Its product is annotated as acyl-CoA synthetase. The coding region runs from base 1 to 2112 and encodes 703 amino acids. NCBI's taxonomy places the organism in Eukaryota, Fungi, Ascomycota, Eurotiomycetes, Onygenales, Onygenaceae. The transcript has 4 exons. The record is from RefSeq and is a predicted model, not a curated record.